Ectocarpus sp. CCAP 1310/34 is the source of this 2841-nucleotide messenger RNA. Lineage: Eukaryota; Phaeophyceae; Ectocarpales; Ectocarpaceae. The record is from the annotation of a GenBank genome assembly.
GUUGAUCCAGCAAUCCCUGCUGCUUCAGCAACACACAUAAUACACACCGGUGCCCUACAGCUCUACGUUGCCUGGACUAUGAAGCAGACCUCUUUCUUGUGCCUGUCUGGCCUGGCAGGAUCGCUGGCUUUCGUACCUUCCACCAACGUGGUCCCGAGCAGCGCAUGGACGAGCCGGUCAAGCGGCUGGACUAACGCGGCCGCGGAUGCCGGAUCAAGGCGAGGGGUCCCGGUGUGCAUGGCGGCGACACAACCGAAGCCCGGCCCGGAGGUGAUGGGCCUCAACCUGGGAAAGCCUGCCCCAGUAGAGACCCCGGAAGAUUACGUUUACGAGCAGUUCAUCCCGGACACGCCCAUGACGAGGAAGUUCGGACACCUCCGCGGAGCUAAGGUCAAGACCGUUUCGGAGACCGUCGCUGACUUUUACAAAUACUACAAGAAGGUCGUCCUCACGCAGUUCCGCACGAUCGUGACCGAGUACCUCCAGAGCACUCACUUGACCGUGUACGAUGCACGGUUCAAGUACGACCCGUUGUUCGGCGUCGGUUUCUACACGAGCUUCAUGAGGUUCAUGCGCGCCUACCCCGUACCGGGGCAGGCAGAGCUGAUCUUCGAUGCUGUCGUGAAGGCGAUCGGGAACGGGCUCGACCCUGAUCAGAUGAGGAAGGACACGACCGCCCUCAAGGAGUGGGCCGAGGGGAAGACUGAGGAAGACGUGAUGGAGAUGAUCAAGUCGGACGACAGGAGCAACAUCGUCACUGACGGAUUCUACGUGGCGCGGACGGGCCUGGGUCCGUUCGGAGAGGGUUGGGAGGAGAAGGGCGAGGACGUGGACUGGUUCCUGUACAACCGCUUGUGGGGAGUGGGUGUGUUCACCCUCAUGGAGAACAUCGGCCUUGAGCCGACGGAGGAGCUCCUGGAAAAGUGGUUCGCCGUAGUGGGGACAUCAGCCGCGGGCGCAGCAAAGGACUUGAACCUCUACCAAGAGCAAAUCGGGAAGAUCGAGCAGGCAGAGCUGCUGUUCAAGGAGAUCGAAAUCCGGGAGAAGAAGCGCCUCGCCGAGCGCCUGGAGGCCAAGGCGCAGGAUGCCAUCAAGGCGGCCGAGAGGGCAGAACAGGAUGCCAAGAAUGAUGCGGAGGAGGAGGAGCGGAUCAAGAACGCGAAGGAGGGGGACGUAUUGCCCAACGACCUUCCCAAGGACAACUAACCCGUCAAGUACCUCUAGAGUCCGCUUUGUUUUCUAUUUCCGCUGCUGCUGCUGAUGCUGAUGCUGAUAUCAGCGAUGGAUCAUGAUGUCGUAGAAGAAGCAGGUUCGUUCUUGUCCCUGUUUUUUGUUCCUCCUCGGGGUGUGCACAUGGCCACCGCUAGUAGCCUUGUUUGGUUGUUUUCUGUGGAUGAUGUGGUUGUUGUCUUCUUUGAUGUGUCCUUCACACCCUUCAGUGUGUUGCCUCGUCUUAGCCCUUUGCCACGGGCAGGCUGAUUGAGGCCCAUAGACUCCCCUGAAAAGCUCCUUCCCAGUUCCUACUCUCAUGAACUGAAUCACGAGAUAUGUGAACCAGGACGGGCGGGCUGAUGCAUGGAUUGAGUUUGCACCAUGAGUAGUCAUAACGUUGGCUCUUACUAGAGUUUGUGGGCAUAUGAUGCCGCCCGUGUUUCGCGUUGAGAGUAGGGAUCAACUCAACCAUUGUGGCAGCUGAAGGUUGGGAGGGCUGCCUACAGAAUGGCGGUCCGUCUUAGUACUGUCGUGGCUCCGCUAUAGAAGGAGAGUACCUUACAAGAGGGGGCUCCGAUGGAAGACGGUCGAAAGUUGUCGAGGGCUCGACCCUCUAUAAGGUAGUUGAGUACUCUCUUAUUCCGGUAUAAGAGGGGGCUCCGAUAUAUGAAGGUCGAGGCCUUUUGUCACAACACCCCCUUAUAUCUGAGCCACGACUGUGUGUGGAUAUCUGACGUGCGUCAGGAUAACUAGGUGAGGGUGUACGGUGUUUUCCCUACGUAUCCAUCUCACCAACACGCGUGGGGCAAAAAGUGGCAAGGCAUCCUCUGUAGCGAGGUGAUUUACCGUAAAAUGGUUGCUUGACACGGCACUGGGUGAUUUUAUUUGACCAAUAAGGCGUUACGCCCUGGUUUCCGGCGGAAGUGGUGCGGGAAGUCUGGGGGGCGGGGUGGGGGGGGCUAGACGAUGGCGGCUCUGGUUGGACAUGUCCGCGGUUGCACGUACGAGCGAUAUCGGCUUUGCGUGUGCAUGACUUGCUGUUUUUAGGGUCGGUCGGGGCUGACCCCAAGAAACGGCGGCAGCAACACAGCUGCUAUCUAGAGAUGAGAAAGGGGGGCCCGCUGCUACUUCCGAUAAUGAAAGGUUCUGUUUAUGCAUCGCUGAGGUGUAUAUUUUUUUUUUCAUGUUGAGCGAUGGUUGUUGUGCCGAAUGCCAAGGGCAUGGCAGAAUGAUAAGACACAAAAAUACCCAAAAUACCAAAAAAUCGGCAUUUACCACGCGUAAUGUAGUACGGAGAUCACAGGAACAAGAAAAGGUGAAUACUCCGGGGGAUAAACGAAGUGUGUCACUGGGUAUGGUAAGCAUUAGAGUGGGGGACUACGGUUUACGUGCGACUACCCUGGAACUGGUGGUACAACAGGGGGUAAUUCAACGAUCACCCUCUCCUAGUAUGUUGCGGGGUCCGCUCGCUGGCCGUGCGAGCGGUGUUCCAGUCAGGGGAAGGGGCACGCGGGUGAAGGAAGUAAGUACGAGGAGUGGGUGGGAGAGCAAUAUAAGGCUGACGAUGGUGUUGAGCCAAACAAAGCACGACGAAAACGGGAUUGCAAGCAAGGGAGGAAAAAACACAAG